UCACUCUCUAAAAAAACGCAAAUUCUCUUCUUCUCAACAUCACCUUCCCAUUCGGCGAAAGUGACGACUAGCGUGACGGCGAGAAUGAUGGUGACCACCACUGCAUCCGAUGGCGCCGCCGACUGCGGACAAUAUAUUUGGCCUCUCUAUUCAUCAUGGGGGUCAUUUCAUUCCUAAUGGUAAAUUUCAGAAAUAUAUUGGUGGUGGAAGGACAAAGGCAAGUGGUUUAGACCCAGACAGAUUUGGGUAUUUCGAUUUAAUCGAGGAAUUGAAUAAAAUAGGGAUUGAGACAUGGAGUAGACUUACUUUUGUGAAUCCUGUAACAGCUACCCACGUGGAUAUUAAAAGUGAUAAGGAGGUGAUGGAGAUGUUGUCUAGUACUCUAAGUGUGAGUUUUAACAGAAUGUGUAGUAUUUAUGUUGUUGAUAGGAGUAUGUGCAUGGGUGGUGAAGCUGAGAGGGUGGUGGUUAAGUCUACAGAGACGCAUGGGAUUGAAACAUUUAGUAAGAUUGUAAGUGAAGAUGGGAGUAAGAGUUUCAGUGAUUCUGUGGAUGAGAAUAUGAGUGGUUCUGCGGGUAAGAAUGUGAGCCAUGGUGUGAGUACAAGUACUGAUCAGAAUGUGGGUGAGAAGAAUGUGUUGGGAGAUGGAGGGUAUGACAGUGAAAGUGAUGGGAGUUAUAUACCAUCAAGUGAUGAGGAGACCGAUGAUGAAAUGGAAGGAGAAAUCGGGAGGAGAAAUUCAUUGGUUUGAUUAAAUCUAACCUCGUAUUUGAUUGAAGGAGAAAUCGGGAGGAAUCGCGACGGGAAUUGCAAAUGUAGGACAAGCUUGAACCCUACCUAUGGAGGAAACCCGAUGGGAUUGUAGAUCGACGGGAAUUGCGACCAGUUACAUUCGCAAUGGAGAAGGAAGAAGUGAAAAAUCGACGGGAAUUGAGAAAGAUUUUGAAUUGCUGCCAAUUCAUAAACAUAAACCCUAAAUCAUAUAUAUUUUAUUUUAAAUUGAUUGAAACAUAAAAC
Molecule: messenger RNA, 1017 nt
Organism: Salvia splendens (bonfire salvia)
Lineage: Eukaryota; Viridiplantae; Streptophyta; Magnoliopsida; Lamiales; Lamiaceae
Exons: 2
Coding region: 110-751 (213 amino acids)
Source: RefSeq, a predicted model, not a curated record